Emys orbicularis (European pond turtle) is the source of this 1460-nucleotide messenger RNA. RefSeq names its product V-type proton ATPase subunit S1-like. The transcript is spliced from 11 exons. NCBI's taxonomy places the organism in Eukaryota, Metazoa, Chordata, Testudines, Emydidae. Bases 105 to 1460 code for a protein of 451 amino acids. The record is from RefSeq and is a predicted model, not a curated record.
AGUUGUGAGAGCGAAGCAAGCAAGCAGAGAGGAGGCUGCUGGACUGUUAUCCUGUUCUACGUUUCUUUACAGCUAGUCAGUCAUAUACUAACCUGAGUGGGAUCAUGGCCCUAGUCCGGCUGUUCUACUCCCUCGCUGUGCUGCUCAAAUUGGCUCUGUCUGUGGACCAUGUACCUAUGCUGCUCUGGUCAACUCACAGCUCACUGUGGAACUCUGAAGCUACUUUACAUGAGGGACACAUUAUCUCAAAGAAGGAGCUGCAUAUGCUACUGCAACCUGUGUUUACUCAGGAUUCCAAGAACCUUGUCUUGUUCCUUCAAGAUACGCUUAGCAUCGAUGACUUCACACAUUACAGUGAAUCUUAUGAAAAUGAGAAGCCAUUUCACAAUGUUCAGGAACUCCUUGAGUCUUCAUCAUCCUCUUUAGUUUUAUCGGCUGUUGACUGUCAGGCUACCAGUUACCUUCUGGAUUAUCUUCAAGAAUCAAUGGAUUGGAAGCUAACAGACAUAGAUGAGUUUGAGGUAUCUAAGCUGAAAGUAGACACAUCCAAGCCCAACAUAUUUGUGGUAAAGCUACAGCCAAUCAGCAGAUUAAAUGAUAUUUCUACUGCAAACGCUUUCGCUGCAAAUGACAAAAUAAUUGGAAGACUGACUAUGAGUCUGCAAAAACAAGGAAUUCAGUUUUCAGUAAUUUAUACUGCAAUGAGACCUUCAAGGAUUCCCAGAAGACCCAAUAUAGUGUUGGAAUCAAGACGGCGACUCCUGGCCACUGAAGCGCAAGUGACAGAUGCAUACUAUCCACUGAAUGUGACCAAUGGAACCAGCACAUGCAUCCUUUUUUAUGCCAGUAAUUUCAGCCUCACAGCCAACAAAUCAGUUCAUGCGGAUUUGACAAAUUUAACAUUUGUGUCCCGUAAGGUGGACUUCAGUUCAUCUGUUUGUUCAGACACCAAUUCAACGUUGUCGUUGAACUAUACUGGGUUAGUGGAUGGAAUCAACAACCUAAAAAUAAGAUUUCUAAUGACCAAGAAGUUCUAUACAGGCUCUGCUCGAAAAUGGUUUACUUUAGAUUCUGUUGAGAUUGCACAUGACAACCAAAUGGUCGCUAGAUUUAAUGUCUCUAUCAUCUCUGCUCCUGCGGAGUAUUCAUUUCAUUGUCAGCUGGUGGGGACCAGCAGUCUCUAUGGUGCAAAGCUGAUUCCAGCCAACAGUGAAGCAAAGAACUGGGAUGUUUACCUUUCAGAGUUCCAAAUUCAAGGCUUCAAUAUUCAUAAUAACUUGUUUUCCUACGCAAGCGACUGUACAUCUUUCUUCUCCCCUGGAAUCUGGAUGGGCUUGGUGACGUCAAUAGUUUUAUUAUGGAUCCUGACCUAUGGAAUCCACAUGAUCAUGCAGCUCACAACAAACAGUAGAUUUGAUGAUCCCAAAGGCCAAGCUCUGUCAGUUCCUCAAACAGAGUAG